Molecule: messenger RNA, 1005 nt
Organism: Neomonachus schauinslandi (Hawaiian monk seal)
Lineage: Eukaryota; Metazoa; Chordata; Mammalia; Carnivora; Phocidae
Gene: MOGAT2
Product: monoacylglycerol O-acyltransferase 2
Exons: 6
Coding region: 1-1005 (334 amino acids)
Biological process (GO): triglyceride biosynthetic process; diacylglycerol biosynthetic process
Cellular component (GO): endoplasmic reticulum membrane
Molecular function (GO): diacylglycerol O-acyltransferase activity; 2-acylglycerol O-acyltransferase activity
Source: RefSeq, a predicted model, not a curated record
AUGGUGAAGUUUGCACCGCUGUUCCUGCCAUGGGAGCGCAGGCUACAGACCUUCAUGGUCCUGCAGUGGGUCUUCUCCUUCCUGGCCCUGGCCCAGAUCUGCACUGUGGCCUUCAUAGGCCUCCUGUUCACAAGAUUCUGGUUGGUCAGUGUCCUGUAUGCAACCUGGUGGUACCUGGACCGAGAGAAGCCAUGGCAGGGGGGCAGGCCCAUCCAAGCCGUAAAGCGCUGCUUCUUGUGGAAGUACAUGAGGGACUAUUUCCCUGUCUCGCUGGUCAAGACUGCUGAGCUGGACCCCUCCCGGAACUACCUUGCGGCCUUCCACCCCCACGGGGUCCUGGCGGCCGGAGCCUUUGUCAACCUGUGCACAGAGAGCACGGGCUUCCCUUCACUCUUCCCCGGCAUCCGCUCCCAUCUGAUGAUGCUGACCCUUUGGUUCCGGGUCCCUUUCUUCAGGGAUUACAUCAUGUCAGCGGGGCUCGUCACAUCAGACAAGGAGAGCGCUGCUCACAUUCUGAGCAGGAAGGAAGGUGGCAAUCUGCUGGCCAUCAUUGUAGGGGGUGCCCAGGAGGCUCUGAAUGCCAGGCCCAGAUCCUCCACGCUGUUGCUACAGAACCGCAAGGGCUUCGUCAGGCUCGCCCUGAUGCACGGGGCAGCCCUGGUGCCGAUCUUCUCCUUCGGGGAGAAUGAGCUCUUUGACCAGGUUGCGAACUCUCCUGGCUCCUGGUUGCGCAGGAUCCAGAACCGGCUGCAGAAGAUCAUGGGCAUCUCCCUCCCGCUCUUCCAUGGCCGUGGCGUCUUCCAGUACAGCUUCGGUCUCAUGCCCUACCGCCAGCCCAUCACCACCGUGGUGGGAAAGCCCAUUGAGGUGCAGAAGACACUGUACCCCUCGCAGAAGGAGGUGGACAAGCUGCACCAGCGCUAUAUCAAGGAGCUGUGCGACCUCUUCGAAGCCCACAAGCUCAAGUACAAUGUCCCCGUGGACCAACACCUGGAGUUCUGCUGA